Fusarium poae is the source of this 1764-nucleotide messenger RNA. RefSeq lists its product as uncharacterized. Bases 1 to 1764 code for a protein of 587 amino acids. The record is from RefSeq and is a predicted model, not a curated record. The transcript has 3 exons. Lineage: Eukaryota; Fungi; Ascomycota; Sordariomycetes; Hypocreales; Nectriaceae.
AUGGCAAACAAUCAGGAAACUGGCAGCUGGUGGAGCCAGAUGUUUAACAACACCGGGUACCAGGAGCUGCCAACGACAAUUGUGAAGGACAAGGCAGAGACAAAAGCUCAGGUCAUGCCUAGAAGAUGUUUCCGGUUAUCGACCCGAGGUUUUUUGCUUGUACUCGCAGCUAUUCUUCUAGUCCCUACUUUUCUAGCCCUUGCAGCGCUUGAGGGUCGACAAUAUCUUUCAGAUGGAACAGCCGACGUCUUUGAGAUGUCCGAAGGCCAAAACCCUGGCCCACAAACUACCUCCGUAGUCGUUUCGGAGGUCCCUCAGGAUUCAGUACCCGUUGCUGACGCUGUCCCUGACACGCCCGAGGUUGACACGCCCGAGGUCGGCGCACCUGAUGCCCCCGAGGUCCUUGAUACGAUCGCUGCCCCUGCUAUUCCUGUUUCGCCUCACCCUCCAAAGAUGCCAAAAACAGUUUCUAACCGUCGUCUUGUCAUCCUCCUCCCCGCCAACGCCCCUGGUGUCAACCUGUGUAAAGCCAUGGUCACGGCAAUCGCCCUUGGAUACCCCACACCCGUCAUCAUCAACUGGGGUAAGAGUGGCUCGCAUCUUGCCAAGAUUGGAGGUGUUCUUGACUACCUUGACUGGGCUGUGCGUCUCAAGUCUGGUCACAAAGACCACCUGGGCAUGGACGAUCUUAUCGUGGUGGCCGACAGUUCCGACUCGUGGUUCCAGCUUCCUCCCGAUGUUCUGAUCCAGCGUUACCACGACCUCAACGCCGAGGCUGAUGCACGCCUGCUGAAGGAAUGGACUGGUAGCUCAGAGAUGCCCAUGAAGCAGACCAUCAUGGUGUCUGCCCAAAAGAGGUGCUGGCCCCGAGCCAAGUCUGGCACUAACCUUCACUGCGCUGAUCUCCCCGAGAGCCCUCUUCGUGAGGAUCUUUAUGGACCAGACACAGACAAGGACCCUGAAAUGCGCAUGGUCGAUGUUCGUCCCAAGUACAUCAACAGUGGUGCUUUUAUCGGACCCGUUGGAGACAUGCGCCGGUACUUCCGUCGUGCUCAAGAACGUUACGUGGCUGGCAAGGCUAUUCAAGGAGACCACUUCUACAGUGACCAGGGUUUCUUUGGUGAGAUUUGGGCUGAGCAAGAGAUCUGGCGCAAAUGGAGACGUGAGCUCGGCGACCAGAUCGAUCUUCAACAGAACGCCUCUAUCAUGGUCCGUGAUCAGUUUGAGUACCAUGUCGGCCUUGAUUACUACCAAACCAUCUCCAUUCCCACCGUUUUUGAAGAAGACGAUGGUGAUGUUGUCAAUCUCAACAACCAGACUCACAUCGCUGAGCGAUCCAAGGAGCUUGAGAUUGAACCUCCUCGUCUAACCCGUGUCCCUGACGAGAUUAGAAACGCUAAGAACCCUAUCGCACGUCUUUUGAGCGAGGAAGAGCGACAAGACCUCGACUGGGGCGACAUGAAUUUCUACGCCGACUUCUUCACCACAGCCAUCCCUGUCAACAUCCAUCACAAUGCGCAUAUCAACAACCUCAAGAGUCGUCGCGUCUUACAACAGCCUCUUGGACGGGUGCAGAUUCCUGAGGGUAAAGCUGUGUACUGGGGACUCCAGGCUUAUAAGGAGAUCAGACGAUACAUGCACAACCAGAGACAGAUGGUGACGACAGACUUUGACAGUAUCUGCAUGUCAAGUUGGGCGAAGAAGGAGAAGCAGAACUGGUGGGAUGUGGUAUUUAUGGAUGAAAGGGGACCAUUGGAACUAUAA